AUGUCUGAUCGCAUGCCCAAAGUAGAUUUAAGCAAACUAAACACCAGUGAUCGUGAAUUUAUGCAACGCAUUAAUCGCGAGAAUCUAGAAAGGGUCGCAAAUUUGAAGAGAAUCAGAAGAAAUAACCUGAUAACUGCUGGCAUUCUAGGCGGUAUCGUCAUCGGUAUCUACUCCUAUACUAUCCACGCUGUAAAACAAGAAACCUUUUUGGACGAUUUCGAAGAGCCAGCAAAAAUCACCAAGCUUAAAGCUAUCAAACAAUUAUCUCAAAAUUUUCUUAUGGAUGAGAGAAUCACUGACAAAAUUGUUCGAGCAGCUGGAAAUAUUGCAAAUCACCAUGUAUGUGAAGUGGGUCCUGGUCCUGGUAGCAUUACAAGGUCCAUAAUUAAAAUGCAACCACAUAAGCUUAUUGUUGUCGAAAAAGACCCUAGAUUUUUACCUUCCUUGGAACUUCUGCAAGAAGCCUGCAAAUCUUACACCAACUUACAUAUUGAAAUUGGAGACAUUCUCACAUACAAUAUGGAAAAAGGUUUUGAAGGAGCUCAGAAAUUUGAUUGGACCUAUACACCACCCCCUAUCCAUUUAAUUGGCAACCUUCCAUUUAGUGUUUCAACUCAUUUAAUCAUUAAAUGGUUGGAGUUUAUAUCACAAAGAGCAUCUGCUUGGUCUUAUGGUAGAACACCAAUGACUUUAACAUUUCAAAAAGAAGUUGGAGAAAGAAUGGUGGCUCAAAUAAACAGCAAACAAAGAUGCAGGCUGUCUGUAAUUUGCCAGUUAUGGUGUAAUGUUCAAUACAAAUUUACCAUACCAGGCUCAGCUUUUGUUCCAAAACCAGAUGUUGAUGUGGCUGUAGUCACAUUAGUUCCACUCAAAACACCUUUAAUUGAUGCCCCAUUUGCAAUGGUAGAAAAAGUUAUCAGGACUAUUUUCAAUACCAGGCAAAAGUAUUGCCAACGAGGAGUAGAAAAAUUAUUUCCAGAACCUGUGCGCGAAGAGCUAACACAAAAACUAUUAAUAUUAUCCGAAAUUAAUCCAACUACAAGGCCGUUUCAACUUAGCAAUGAAGAUUUUGUGAGAAUAAUUUACUCCUACAAGUUGCUUUGUGAUGAUUAUCCUAAAAUCAUUGACUAUAACUAUAGAAUGCCUAAAGUUGAUAGGGAUGAAUAUUUUCGACAAUUUGAAGAUUCUCUAGGAACUUGUUAA
Ceutorhynchus assimilis (cabbage seed weevil) is the source of this 1203-nucleotide messenger RNA. The record is from the annotation of a GenBank genome assembly. NCBI's taxonomy places the organism in Eukaryota, Metazoa, Arthropoda, Insecta, Coleoptera, Curculionidae.